Molecule: messenger RNA, 2301 nt
Organism: Didymella exigua CBS 183.55
Lineage: Eukaryota; Fungi; Ascomycota; Dothideomycetes; Pleosporales; Didymellaceae
Product: dihydroxy-acid and 6-phosphogluconate dehydratase
Exons: 3
Coding region: 332-1969 (545 amino acids)
Molecular function (GO): hydro-lyase activity
Source: RefSeq, a predicted model, not a curated record
CGCGAUCCGGCAAGUGGUUAUGCUGUCCGUUCACGACGCGCAUGUUAGUGAUCGAGGACGCCUCUCCCCCAUGAUUGCUGCCAGUCUUGCACAAUGGCAGAAAACAACACCGACUACGAUCUGUCACAGCCAAUCACAUCGACCUCAGGCCUGAGACAGGGUCUCGCAGGAUAUGGCGAUCCUCACUUCUCUCUCUUUCUGCGCAAGGUCUUCAUCAAAGCUCUAGGAUAUGGCGAAGAUGCACUUUCGAGGCCAAUCAUAGGCAUCAUCAAUACCUAUAGUGGUUUCAACCCUUGUGCGUCGACUCCCACCCCGAUCGAGGAGCGAGCACAUGUUGAAUCUCAGCAUAGGCCAUGGCAAUACUCCCCAACUCAUCGAGGCUGCCAAAAGAGGCGUUCAGUUGGCAGGAGGAUUGGCGAUUGACUUCCCAACCAUCAGUGUUGCUGAAAGCUUCUCGGCACCUACCAGCAUGUUUCUGCGUAACCUGAUGAGCAUGGACACCGAGGAGAUGAUUCGAGCACAACCUGUGGAUGCUUGUAUCAUGAUAGGAGGAUGUGACAAGACUGUUCCUGCGCAGAUCAUGGGUGGCAUUUCCGCCAACAAGCCAGUCUUGCCCCUGAUCACAGGUCCCAUGUCAACUGGUAGCUACCAGGGUAAACGUAUAGGUGCUUGCACAGACUGUCGCAAUAAUUGGGCAUCCUUCCGAGCAGGUAAUAUUGAGAUCGAAGAGAUUGCUGACAUCAACGAAGAGUUGGCGCCGACAGUCGGUACUUGUGGUGUUAUGGGGACUGCUAGUACCAUGGCAUGUCUUGCUGCAGCACUUGGUCUGAUGCCUCUCAAAGGCGCAAGUGCACCGGCCGUAUCAGCUGCCCGCCUUCGCAUAGCAGAGGAGACGGGCCGCAACGCGGUCGCUAUGGCAGCAGCCAAAAGGACACCUCAGGUCAUCCUGUCCCGCGAGUCGUUCCUAAACGCACUGAUUGUACUCCAAGCGAUCGGUGGCAGCACGAACGGCAUCGUGCACCUACUCGCCAUCGUCAACAGACACCCCAAACUAGAAGGAGCAGUAACCCUCAAAGACAUCGAUGAAGUAGGCCGAACUACACCACUUCUUAUAGAUCUUAAGCCUAGCGGAGACAACUAUAUGACCGACUUCCACAACGCGGGUGGCAUGCUCGCUUUGCUUCACACUCUACGCCCGCUUCUCCAUCUUUCGGCCUUAACGAUCAGCGGCCAGACUCUUGGUGAAGUACUGGAUGCAACACCAUUCAAGCCUUUCGACUAUUCGACUUCGAUCAUUCGGCCCCUCUCUAAUCCACUGUCAACAUCAUCGAGUCUUGUUGUUCUUUACGGCAACUUAGCACCGCAGGGCAGUGUCAUGAAGGCUUCAGCUUCUAAAGAUCGCUCGCUACUUUCACACUCUGGGCCCGCGGUAGUCUUCCGCAAUGCCGCAGAUCUUGCGCAACGCAUCGACUCGCCAGUCCUUGACGUUACGCCCUCCUCGGUCCUAGUACUGCAGAACAUUGGUCCCCUCGGAUACCCAGGCAUGCCUGAGGCAGGCCUCAUCCCAAUCCCGCGGAAACUGAGUCGCAAAGGUGUAGUUGAUAUGCUGCGCGUCAGUGAUGGGAGAAUGAGCGGUACAGCAGGCGGGACAAUAGUAUUGCAUGUCUCACCCGAGUCUGCUUUGCCGGAGAGUGUGCUUGGAAUCGUCCAGGACGGGGAUCGGAUCACAUGCGAUGUAGAUAAGAGGAUUCUAGAACUCAGCGUUGAAGCCGCUGAGAUCGAGAGAAGGCUGCGAAGAAGGAGGGAAGUUCUGCUCGGAAGCAAUGAUACGCCUCCACAGCCUUCCGUGUUGUCUGAGCGUGCCACUAAGAGGGGCUAUCGUGGAUUGUAUGAGCGAACGGUCAAUCAGGCACAUGAGGGUGCAGACUUUGAUUUCCUCACUGCAAGUGGACCAAAGCCUCCAGCUUGAUGCAUGCUAUGCGGCUGCACGUCGGUCUUAGUCAACGUAUGUUGUGGCACCCAUAUGAGUGGGGCCUUCUCCAAUCAGAAAGGGUGGUGACGAUCUCCGUCACGACCCGCGUCGGCUUACAACACGCAUCGAGUUCCUUCUCCCUUCACCAACAACACUCAAAUGGGUGAUCCAUGGCUCAUCUUUCAAAUGCCUACUUUGAAGCCAAUGGUGCGUGUUACGAAUACAAUAUAACAGUCGUGCUGACCUCAAUACAGGUCCAAGCACUCAUCUUCGCUGCAGUUGCACCAUGGCUAUACGACCGAUAUACCGCUUUCUCCCCCAUGGUGGUC